AUGGUCCGCCUUACUAUCGCCGCUCUCCUUACUUUCGCCCUCGCCGCCACGGCCCAGGUUACCCCCAACAACGCCGGCGCCAAGAACGUCGGGGCGGGCAACGGUCAGCAGUUCAUCACGGGCGGGUGUGUCAACAAUGCCGACUGCAGCUCCGCCUGCUGCGCCGACGCGAGCGGUGUGGGCGUCUGCUCGGCCGAGGCCGCCCAGUUCCAGAACGGCAAGAACGGCUGUGGCUUUGUUGACCCCAAUGCUGCCGCCACGAUUGCUGCCGCGCAGGCCCAGGUUGAGGAGCAGGGUUUCUAG
This is a messenger RNA of Chaetomium fimeti, 303 nucleotides long. RefSeq lists its product as uncharacterized. The transcript has 2 exons. The record is from RefSeq and is a predicted model, not a curated record. The coding region runs from base 1 to 303 and encodes 100 amino acids. Lineage: Eukaryota; Fungi; Ascomycota; Sordariomycetes; Sordariales; Chaetomiaceae.